Messenger RNA from Cylicostephanus goldi, 438 nucleotides. The record is from the annotation of a GenBank genome assembly. Lineage: Eukaryota; Metazoa; Nematoda; Chromadorea; Rhabditida; Strongylidae.
AUGUUUGAGUAUCGUCUGGUAAUCACCGUGAACAGGUUGAUUGAGCAGGAACUUCUGAGAAGUUCCACGGUUGAUAACUACGUGCAAUGUGCGCAGAACAGAGACCACGGCUGGGAACUUCUCAAUGCUGCUACUGUGAAACAGCCCAAAGACUGGGACGCUGAUGUUGCUCUCAAAGGAAUAGAGAAACUUGCUACGGAGCUUGCCACCGAGUACGAUACCAAAGAUGUUGCUGAAGAUCUUUGUGGGCGCAACGUUCCUUUCUUUCAUGCUAAUUUUGUUUCUCAGUUCUGUUUGGAUGCCAUUUUUUCGAUGAACAUGGAUGUCAUCUAUUUUGUAUCUACUUCUCUCAAGGAUUUUCUUAACCAUGGCGCGUUGAGCUCAUGGUCUGUUAAUAUUGGUUUCGAACGUUUUUUCAAGAAUAUUCAUUCUGCCGAG